Molecule: messenger RNA, 1113 nt
Organism: Populus euphratica (Euphrates poplar)
Lineage: Eukaryota; Viridiplantae; Streptophyta; Magnoliopsida; Malpighiales; Salicaceae
Product: phenazine biosynthesis-like domain-containing protein 1
Exons: 5
Coding region: 85-972 (295 amino acids)
Biological process (GO): biosynthetic process
Cellular component (GO): cytoplasm
Molecular function (GO): isomerase activity
Source: RefSeq, a predicted model, not a curated record
UUUGCGCAUUUUUAGUUGACCAUUCGAUUCAGCUUCGUCUCCAAAACAGAAGUUCCCUUUUAACUCCACGGAAUCACUUGACAAAUGGGAAAGAAGUUUGUGAAAUACUUUGUGGUGGACGCAUUCACUGACUCGGCUUUCAAGGGUAACCCAGCUGCUGUAUGUUUAUUAGAAUAUGAAAAAGAUGAAAAAUGGCUACAAGCUGUGGCGGCUGAGUUCAAUGUCUCCGCGACAUGUUACUUGACACCACUCACUACUGAUGUUGCCGUCACUUCCAAUCCUAGGUUCCGUCUUAGAUGGUUCACUCCUGCUGCAGAGGUUACGCUUUGUGGCCAUGCAACAUUAGCUGCUUCACACACACUAUUUUCAAAUGGCUUGGUCAAUUCUGACAUUAUUGAAUUUGACACGCUAUCUGGGAUCCUAACUGCUAAGAAAGUUCCUGAAAGUAUCAACCCUGAGAAUGUCUCAAAUGGUGAAGCGAAAGAGAGCUUUCUCAUUGAAUUAGAUUUCCCAAUUGUCCCAACGACGGAGUUCUCCAUAGACGCUGUGUCGAUUUCUAAGGCACUGAAUUCUGCUCCAAUAAUUGAUCUCAAGAAGACUACCUUCGGUGACCUCCUCGUUGUCUUGCCGUCUGGUAAAGAUGUUGCAGAAAUAAAUCCAGAAUUUGACGAGAUACUUAAAUGUCCUGGUAGGGGGGUAAUUGUUUCUGGAGUUGCUCCACCAGAGUCUGGAUUUGAUUUUUAUAGCCGUUUCUUCUGCCCAAAACUUCGGAUUAGUGAGGAUCCUGUUUGUGGGAGUGCACAUUGUGCGUUAGCACCUUAUUGGAGCAAGAAACUUGGAAAGUGUGAUUUUAUGGCAUAUCAGGCAUCUCCUAGGAGUGGGAUAUUGGACAUCCACUUAGAUGAGCAGAACCAGAGAGUGUUGCUGCGGGGGAAAGCUGUUACUGUGAUGGAAGGCUCUCUACUGGUUUAGAUUUGACGUUGGAUUCCGUUGUGCAUGUAUGAGAAAAUAAAUGACAAUUAUUGAAAUUGAACAUUUCCUUUGUAUUUCAAUUAAAACUUUUGAUUUGAAAACUUGUAUGGUGCCUUUUUACUACACUUAUUUUCUCCUGAA